CUUCAUGGAGCGAGCAUGAGCGGCUGUUGUACAUUCCAGCAACGCGGGUACCUUAAACGUCACAGAGUUUCAAAACGCUGAAAGACCGGAUGACUGGAGAAAAGGAAUUCUUUUCCGGAGCCCGUUCAGAUGAUGGCGGUGGCACCAUUGUACAGGACGAGCUCGCGCCCGAAUCCCUCGACGAAGAUAAUGUGAACAGUGCCGUACGUCCUUUCGAGGAUGAAGAUUGUGAGGCAGAAGGUGAAGCCCAUGAUAACCAGUCUAAUGAUGAGCACAUUAUGCAAAACGAAUAUGAUGUCGGGCAGGGCGACAGCGACUCUGAGAAUGGUCUACAUGACAGUCACUUGAAACAGGGUGUCUCCAGACCUACUGCCAGUGACAGAAAUGAGCUGGACCUCCUGAGAAGAAGUGGGAGCUCUGAACAUGAUGAACCAAAGCAGCAUAUUAAUGACAGUGAUGCUGAGGAGCAAAUGUCAGCCCAGAGAGGCCAGUCUGGGGACGCUGACUCUGAAACUGAGGCCAGAAAACAGAAUAUUGAGAUUGGAUCAGAUGACAGGGUGGUCGGGAGGAGCAAAGGGAAACGUAAGGCCAGCAUAGAGUCCGACAGUGAGGACGAUGAAACUGUGAAGGAGCCUACAGGGGGGAACCGAAAGGAGGGUAACGAGCUGGAGCCGUCAGAAGAACGUGAUGACAGGAAAGACAUACCAGUGAAAAGAAAGAAAGUUGUUCUUUCUGACAGCGAGGAUGAAGAGCAUGAGAAGAAGCCAGUGGAGAAGGAAAGCCUGUUGUUGGAUGGUGAAAUCUCAGCCUGUGAUGGAGGUUUGCAGUCUUCUGAAAAAUCUAUGGCAGCCAAACUACAGGAGCUGGGAUCUGAUAGUGAGGAAGAGGAAGAUGGAAAAAGAACUGAAUUUGGAGAAAAAGUCCAGAAAAACUUGUUUGUCUCUGACAGUGACUUGGUUGAUGAGGAAGAGAAGAUGAUCACAGAUAUCCCUGAACAGUUGGGGGAUGAGGAGGAAGAAGAGUUUACGGGCUUCAAAGAAGAAGACUUGGAAGAAGAGAAGAAUCAAUCAGGAGUUUCAUCAGAAACAGCAGCAGUUAAGGAUUCUGACUCUGAUGAUACAAUGGGAGGAGGGAACAGAGAGGCACUCCGACCUGGUGAAUCAGGAUUCUGUGACCAUCCUAGUGUACCAGUGUCAUCAGAUAAAGGCUACGUAGUUCACCCAAAGUGGCAUAUGGAUGUAGAAACUAAUCAGGAUGAAGAUUGUGAGGCAGAAGGUGAAGCCCAUGAUAACCAGUCUAAUGAUGAGCACAUUAUGCAAAACGAAUAUGAUGUCGGGCAGGGCGACAGCGACUCUGAGAAUGGUCUACAUCACAGUCACUUGGAACAAGGUGUCUCCAGACCUACUGCCAGUGACAGAAAUGAGCUGGACCUCCUGAGAAGAAGUGGGAGCUCUGAACAUGAUGAACCAAAGCAGCGUAUUAAUGACAGUGAUACUGAGGAGCAAAUGUCAGCCCAGAGAGGCCAGUCUGGGGACGCUGACUCUGAAACUGAGGCCAGAAAACAGAAUAUUGAGAUUGGAUCAGAUGACAGGGUGGUCGGGAGGAGCAAAGGGAAACGUAAGGCCAGCAUAGAGUCCGACAGUGAGGACGAUGAAACUGUGAAGGAGCCUACAGGGGGGAACCGAAAGGAGAGUAAUGAGCUGGAGCCGUCAGAAGAACGUGAUGACAGGAAAGAAAAACCAGUGAAAAGAAAGAAAGCUGUUCUUUCUGACAGUGAGGAUGAAGAGCAUGAGAAGAAGCCAGUGAAGAAGGAAAGCCUGUUGUUGGAUGGUGAAAUCUCAGCCUGUGAUGGAGGUUUGCAGUCUUCUGAAAAAUCUAUGGCAGCCAAACUACAGGAGCUGGAACCUGAUAGUGAGGAAGAUGAAGAUGGAAAAACAACUGAAUUUGGAGAAAAAGUCCAGAAAAACUUGUUUGUCUCUGACAGUGACUUGGUUGAUGAGGAAGAGAAGAUGAUCACAGAUGUCCCUGAACAGUUGGGGAAUGAGGAGGAAGAAGAGUUUACGGGCUUCAAAGAAGAAGACUUGGAAGAAGAGAAGAGUCAAUCAGGAGUUUCAUCAGAACCAGCAGCAGUUAAGGAUUCUGACUCUGAUGAUACAAUGGGAGGAGGGAACAGAGAGGCACUCCGACCUGGUGAAUCAGGAUUCUGUGACCAUCCUAGUGUACCAGUGCCAUCAGAUAAAGGCUACGUAGUUCACCCAAAGUGGAAUAUGGAUGUAGAAGCUAAUCGGGAUGAAGAUUGUGAGGCAGAAGGUGAAGCCCAUGAUAACCAGUCUAAUGAUGAGCACAUUAUGCAAAACGAAUAUGAUGUCGGGCAGGGCGACAGCGACUCUGAGGAUGGUCUACAUGACAGUCACUUGGAACAGGGUGUCUCCAGACCUACUGCCAGUGACAGAAAUGAGCUGGACCUCCUGAGAAGAAGUGGGAGCUCUGAACAUGAUGAACCAAAGCAGCGUAUUAAUGACAGUGAUACUGAGGAGCAAAUGUCAGCCCAGAGAGGCCAGUCUGGGGACGCUGACUCUGAAACUGAGGCCAGAAAACAGAACAUUGAGAUUGGAUCAGAUGACAGGGUGGUCGGGAAAGUUGUUCUUUCUGACAGCGAGGAUGAAGAGCAUGAGAAGAAGCCAGUGGAGAAGGAAAGCCUGUUGUUGGAUGGUGAAAUCUCAGCCUGUGAUGGAGGUUUGCAGUCUCCUGAAAAAUCUAUGGCAGCCAAACUGCAGGAGCUGGGAUCUGAUAGUGAGGAAGAGGAAGAUGGAAAAAGAACUGAAUUUGGAGAAAAAGUCCAGAAAAACUUGUUUGUCUCUGACAGUGACUCGGUUGAUGAGGAAGAGAAGAUGAUCACAGAUAUCCCUGAACAGUUGGGGGAUGAGGAGGAAGAAGAGUUUACGGGCUUCAAAGAAGAAGACUUGGAAGAAGAGAAGAAUCAAUCAGGAGUUUCAUCAGAACCAGCAGCAGUUAAGGAUUCUGACUCUGAUGAUACAAUGGGAGGAGGGAACAGAGAGGCACUCCGACCUGGUGAAUCAGGGUUCUGUGACCAUCCUAGUGUACCAGUGCCAUCAAAUAAAGGCUACGUAGUUCACCCAAAGUGGAAUAUGGAUGUAGAAGCUAAUCGGGAUGAAGAUUGUGAGGCAGAAGGUGAAGCCCAUGAUAACCAGUGUAAUGAUGAGCACAUUAUGCAAAACGAAUAUGAUGUCGGGCAGGGCGACAGCGACUCUGAGGAUGGUCUACAUGACAGUCACUUGGAACAGGGUGUCUCCAGACCUACUGCCAGUGACAGAAAUGAGCUGGACCUCCUGAGAAGAAGUGGGAGCUCUGAACAUGAUGAACCAAAGCAGCGUAUUAAUGACAGUGAUACUGAGGAGCAAAUGUCAGCCCAGAGAGGCCAGUCUGGGGACGCUGACUCUGAAACUGAGGCCAGAAAACAGAACAUUGAGAUUGGAUCAGAUGACAGGGUGGUCGGGAAAGUUGUUCUUUCUGACAGCGAGGAUGAAGAGCAUGAGAAGAAGCCAGUGGAGAAGGAAAGCCUGUUGUUGGAUGGUGAAAUCUCAGCCUGUGAUGGAGGUUUGCAGUCUCCUGAAAAAUCUAUGGCAGCCAAACUGCAGGAGCUGGGAUCUGAUAGUGAGGAAGAGGAAGAUGGAAAAAGAACUGAAUUUGGAGAAAAAGUCCAGAAAAACUUGUUUGUCUCUGACAGUGACUCGGUUGAUGAGGAAGAGAAGAUGAUCACAGAUAUCCCUGAACAGUUGGGGAAUGAGGAGGAAGAAGAGUUUACGGGCUUCAAAGAAGAAGACUUGGAAGAAGAGAAGAGUCAAUCAGGAGUUUCAUCAGAAACAGCAGCAGUUAAGGAUUCUGACUCUGAUGAUACAAUAGGAGGAGGGAACAGAGAGGCACUCCGACCUGGUGAAUCAGGGUUCUGUGACCAUCCUAGUGUACCAGUGCCAUCAGAUAAAGGCUACGUAGUUCACCCAAAGUGGAAUAUGGAUGUAGAAGCUAAUCGGGAUGAAGAUUGUGAGGCAGAAGGUGAAGCCCAUGAUAACCAAUCUAAUGAUGAGCACAUUAUGCAAAACGAAUAUGAUCUCGGGCAGGCCGACAGCGACUCUGAGAAUGGUCUACAUGACAGUCACUUGGAACAGGGUGUCUCCAGACCUACUGCCAGUGACAGAAAUGAGCUGGACCUCCUGAGAAGAAGUGGGAGCUCUGAACAUGAUGAACCAAAGCAGCGUAUUAAUGACAGUGAUACUGAGGAGCAAAUGUCAGCCCAGAGAGGCCAGUCUGGGGACGCUGACUCUGAAACUGAGGCCAGAAAACAGAAUAUUGGGAUUGGAACAGAUGACAGGGUGGUCGGGAGGAGCAAAGGGAAACGUAAGGCCAGCAUAGAGUCCGACAGUGAGGACGAUGAAACUGUGAAGGAGCCUACAGGGGGGAACCGAAAGGAGGGUAACGAGCUGGAGCCGUCAGAAGAACGUGAUGACAGGAAAGACAUACCAGUGAAAAGAAAGAAAGCUGUUCUUUCUGACAGCGAGGAUGAAGAGCAUGAGAAGAAGCCAGUGGAGAAGGAAAGCCUGUUGUUGGAUGGUGAAAUCUCAGCCUGUGAUGGAGGUUUGCAGUCUUCUGAAAAAUCUAUGGCAGCCAAACUACAGGAGCUGGGAUCUGAUAGUGAGGAAGAGGAAGAUGGAAAAAGAACUAAAUUUGGAAAAAAAGUCCAGAAAAACUUGUUUGGCUCUGACAGUGACUCGGUUGAUGAGGAAGAGAAGAUGAUUGCAGAUAUCUUUGGAGACUCUGGGGAUGAGGAGGAAGAAGAGUUUAUGGGCUUCAAAGAAGAAGACUUGGAAGAAGAGAAGAGUCAAUUAGGAGUUUGGCCAAAUUGGAAUAUGGAUGUAAAACCUAAUCGGCAGUUACUCUUCCACAAAGCCCAGCAGCUCACUGAUGCCUCAUUGGAAGAUUCCAAAAUGGAGAUGGAACAAAAACCUAACAUGCCUCCACCAAAGAAGCUGCGUGGUACCAGGAAGCUCUAUCAGAGCCAGACGGCAAAAGACGGCACUGUGUGGGUAGAGGAGGCCAUUGGAAGUGGAACGGCCAGUGCAUCGGCACGUCGCUCGCUCUUCAGUGCGCACACUGGACCCACUGAGUCUGCUAAGCGUAAAAUUACAAGCGUGCUCCAAAGCUUCCUCUGCUUGGUAGACAUGGUAAUGCUGCAGACCAUCAGAAAGUCUACGAUCCAACAUGCCCACAAAACAGAGCCGGACUGGCAGCUGACAAUUGAUGAACUGAUGGCAUUCAUUUCUAUUCUGUUUGUGAGAGCAGUCAUGUGUCCCGUUGGUGCCUUUGUGGAUUGCUGGUCGGAAAACUUCCUGGUGCCAAUAAUCAAAGAGACAAUGUCCCGAGGUAGAUUCAUUUCAAUUAUGCAACACCUUCGAUUUGAUAACAAGGACACGCAGGCAGAACGGCUGAAAACAGACAGAUUCGCUUUGAUCUCCGGCAUCUGGAAACGCUUCACCAAGAACUGUGUUGAGAGUUUCACUCCAGGAGAACACAUGACCAUAGACGAGCAGCUGUUUCCGACCAAGGUUCGUUGUCCAUUCACGCAGUAUAUCUCAUCCAAGCCGGACAAAUUUGGGAUUAAGUUCUGGAUAGCGACGGAUUUGGAGACCAAAUACGUCUGCAACGCGUUCCCUUACUUGGGAAAGGACCCCAAUCGUCAGAAGGGGGAGAGGCUGGCAGAGAACGUGGUCAUGAACCUGAUGGAGCCAUUUCUGGACGAGGGGAGAAAUGUCACGACGGACAAUUUCUUCACCUCACUGUCACUGUCAAAGAGAUUGCUUCAGCGCAACACGACGGUACUGGGCACGGUGAAUAAAGUCCGCCGUGAACUUCCUCCGUCCGCGAAGGACACUGCAGAGCGAGAGGAAUUCUCCACGUCGGUGUUAAGAAGUGGCAGUGUCUCCUUGACGAUCUACUCACCGAAAAAAAAGAAAACUGUGUGUCUUAUGAGUUCCUUGCACAAAGACGUGGCGAUCGGGGACGACAAAAAGAGGAAACCCAACACGAUAACAGACUACAACCACAUGAAGUGUGGUGUAGAUGUGUUGGACCAAAUGGCGCGGAUGUAUUCAGUACGAUCAGCAACACGCAGGUGGCCAGUAGCCGUAUUUUACAACAUGCUGGACCUGGCCGCGGUGAAUGCCUACGUUCUGUACAAGGCGUGCACAGGGUGGAAAGGCAAAAGAAGAUUGUUCCUGAGUCUUCUAGCCAAGGAACUCCGUUGCCGAUUCAUGCAGCAAAAGGCAAUAGAGGCACAGAGGAAGGCUGCUGCAGCGAUUGCUGCUGUGCCAAAACCUGUACAGACAACUCAGUGCCAGGUACAAGAGAGCUGCAACAGAAACCGCAGCAGGUUUGCCUGCGCAAAGUGUCACAAAUACACCUGUCCGAAAUGCAGGGACGAUGGUUACUGGGUCUGCAAACGCUGCAAACACUGACCUUGAAACAGACUGUGUGGGAGAGUAACCACUGAGACAAGGCAGAAAGAUGAUGAAGAGAUGAGCCUGGAACUGAGGGACUGACAUUUUUUUACAUUUUUUUUUUUUUUUUUACAAUUUUUGCUAUUUUCACAUGAACAGCCAGAGGAGAGAACAUGCAAAGCUGCAGAGAUCACACAAAAACAAAAUUCACUUUUGGAUUUAUAAUUCGGCGAUGGCCAAACAAAAUUAAAUGACAUUAUUUCAGUCUGUACGUGUACAAGCAUGUUAUCAACCAUGGACCAUGACUUCACUCAGCUUAGGACAUUUGUGUACAAACAUACAUUGGAGACUGAUGUGUUAGAAUGUUUUCUUUCUAUUUUCACUCUUUUUUAUGAAUA
Brienomyrus brachyistius is the source of this 6910-nucleotide messenger RNA. Its product is annotated as serine-aspartate repeat-containing protein I-like. The transcript has 34 exons. NCBI's taxonomy places the organism in Eukaryota, Metazoa, Chordata, Actinopteri, Osteoglossiformes, Mormyridae. The record is from RefSeq and is a predicted model, not a curated record. The coding region runs from base 90 to 6530 and encodes 2146 amino acids.